Trichophyton rubrum CBS 118892 is the source of this 981-nucleotide messenger RNA. RefSeq lists its product as uncharacterized. The record is from RefSeq and is a predicted model, not a curated record. Bases 1 to 981 code for a protein of 326 amino acids. The transcript is spliced from 3 exons. Lineage: Eukaryota; Fungi; Ascomycota; Eurotiomycetes; Onygenales; Arthrodermataceae.
AUGGCUGAAGCUGAGUUUGACUCGCAGAGACGCGUCGAGUUGAUCAACAGGAUCGCUGCUGGUGCCGGUGGAGAGAUUGAUCAGCUUCUGUGGCCGUUUUUAUGGCUGGCAGAUCUCCCACCGCUGGACCUGAUAACCUAUCUUGCUGGGCUUGCGAAGAGACUUGAAGACAGCCAACUGCUGGUAAGAUGGACCCAGAGAACUCGUGAACGUACACCCUCCCCGACGCCCUCUCCUGCGCCAACGAUGUCAAGGCUUUCGGAGAUGGCAGUACCGGGCGAUCGGUCUGGCUCACCAACCUCAAGCGGAAUGGGUACGCCGCGUACUCGUUCCGAAAAAGCAGCAGACCUGUGCCGUCUAAGAGACAGUAAUAGAUGCGUCGUGACUGGUGCUGACGAUCCUGUUGAAGCGGCUCACAUUUUCCCAUUCUCCAUGAGGGGAUUACAGGCUCCGGAUAUCGUCAACGACACAUACAAUCCGUGGAGCGUUUUACGUAUGUUUUGGGGCCAAGAAAGGGUCGACGCGUGGUAUAAUGCCAUCACAGGCCCUGUGGCCACUGAGACCGUACAGAACCUUAUGUGCUUGGCUCCGUCAGUUCACAAGUACCAUGAGCGUGCUUAUUUUGCGUUGGAGCCCGUUGAGGAGGACACCAAAUCGCACACUCUUACGGUUCGUUUCCAUUGGCUACCCCAUAUGGCCAACCUCCGCAGACUAAAAGUUGAUACCCGUCCAUCAUUUCCUCGUGGUAUUGGUUGCGGCCGCCGGAUACGGCUGUGGGAGGUGGUGUCCGGCGACGAAAUCAUUUCGGGAACACUCAUCAAUAUCACUGGAUACGACGGGAUUCCCCUCCCUGACCUGGCGCUUCUACAACUGCAAUGGAUGCUUCAACGCAUCGUCGCCUUAGCUGGCGGCGCUGAAGUAUUCCAGGAAUCCAAUGAUGACGGUGAUGACGAUGAUUACUCUGAUUACCCUGAAGGCUAA